Molecule: messenger RNA, 1080 nt
Organism: Aspergillus versicolor CBS 583.65
Lineage: Eukaryota; Fungi; Ascomycota; Eurotiomycetes; Eurotiales; Aspergillaceae
Exons: 2
Coding region: 1-1080 (359 amino acids)
Cellular component (GO): kinetochore; Mis6-Sim4 complex
Source: RefSeq, a predicted model, not a curated record
AUGGACUUGAACGACCCAACAAUGCAAUUAGAGGAGGAGCUGGACUCCGAAAUAUCUUCAAUCCGCCGCGAAAUUCGCAAGCUCCAAAGACGCCGCCGGUUCCUUUCCUCGAGCAUCCUCUCCUCGGAACCGCUCCAGAAAUUCAUCAAAGCCAGAAAUGCCCCCGCACAUGCCAUAUCCAGCUUGAACGAAGACAUAUCCCCGCUUGUCCGCGCCGCAGGCUCACAUACCCAAUCAAACCACCACCGCAUCGCUUUCUCAACAACCACCUUUCCGUUCAAAGACCCAUCGCCGACAACAGACAGCGACGACAAGGAUCCAAGGAAUCUACUCGGCGUGCGCAUUGACGUCUGUGUUCGGAACGGCCGCUUCACGAAACCGUACUAUCUCCUUCUGCGCAAGACGCGCCCAGAGGCAGAUGAGGAGGGCCAGGACACAAUACGGCUUAAAAUUCACCGGCAUACAAUACCCGCAUUUAUACCAGUUGAGCGGUUAGAACGUAUAUUUCUACCUACCCCGCCCCGAGUUCUUGGUGAUGCCGACGGCAACGGCAGCGUCGAGCCGCAAAUGAAGAAAAAGCCGAACCCCCCUGCCCCGAAACAGAAUUUGCCGGGACUCACCCGCGAAAUCAGGCGCCAGAUUGUCUCUUGGCAUACCCGCUUGGAUGCGGUUCAUUACCUUCGUGAGCAGAUAGGGGUUGUGCGGCGGGAUGGGCACGCUUAUUCCGAUGAUGGGGAUGACGGGCCGUGGGACCGGGACUUGCUUAUUGAUGUUGGGUUUGAUUCCGGUGUUGGGGAUACGCGACUGAAGAAGAAUGAGUUUGGCAUUACGUCGUUCUCGCCGACAGCACUGGAAGCGGCGUACAUUCGGAUAGAAUGGGAGGAUGGCCAGGUUGGGAGAUUCAAGAUUUCAAAUUCGGGACUGGUCGAGCGAGCGGUAGUUAUCGGGGACGAUGGAAGAGACAAGGCGCUGGAGGCUACGCUUGCUGGCGGAGAUAGGAAGUUGCUCACAGUUCUAGACCGGUUGAGGAAGAACAUGCCGCUUAGAAGAAGUAGUGAUACGGCGUCGAAUUUAGAGUAG